Molecule: messenger RNA, 951 nt
Organism: Dissoconium aciculare CBS 342.82
Lineage: Eukaryota; Fungi; Ascomycota; Dothideomycetes; Mycosphaerellales; Dissoconiaceae
Exons: 1
Coding region: 4-759 (251 amino acids)
Source: RefSeq, a predicted model, not a curated record
AAAAUGCCGAGUUCUAAUAAUAAACCAUCAAGUCGAUCCUUUGGGAUCAAGACCGAUUCGUCGGGACGACAAAUACAUGUAGAGAUCAGCGAAAAAGCCGGAGUACAAGCCGAUAAUCUAUCCCUUGCGACAUGGGGCUCUUCAUUCAUCCUUUCCAACAUAUUAUAUCGAUUUACCGACCAUCUCCAUGAAAAUAGUGUGGGCGAUUUUCAAGAUGCACAUACGAUCCCAAUUCUAGAGCUAGGUGCCGGCACAGGCCUGGUCGGCCUUUCAGCAUCUUUGAUCUGGAAACGUCCCGUCAUCCUGACCGACCUCGCACCCAUCCUUCCCGGCCUCGCUCAAAAUCUAGAGCUCAAUGCCUCACAAUUGGCAGCCGCCGGCGUCGAGCCGUCAUAUGGCACGCUCGACUGGACAUCUCCAACACAACUCUCAAUCGCACAACCAGGCGACGCGGAUGACAUAGUUUUGAAGUCCGCGAACUCGAAAGCUCAGGUCAUCAUGGCAGCGGAUACGUGCUACUCGGACGAGCACCCAGAACUCAUGGUGCAGACGAUUCAGGCCUGGUUGGCAGCGGGACCGACGGCGAGAGUAUUCAUCACGUAUGCGCAGCGAGUGGCGUAUCUCGAUGCGAUUCGCGAAUUGUGGGAGAGGUUGGAGACUGCGGGGUUGGAAUGUUUUGAUUACGGCUGUGAGGUUGGCGACGAUCAUUGGGACGAGAGCGCUCCGUUUGAAUGGACGGUUUGGCGAUGGAAAAUGUAGAAUCUCGCGGUGCAGAUAUCAGGUUUCAUCAUUUCGGCGGAUGUGGACUAUCAGACAGCGUACAGAAUGUCUUUUUGGACCUGCAUGUCAUCUGUGUGGUCAAUUGACUGAAACGUCUGCUCUCGGCCAUCAUCUCUAUGCGAGGGCAUUUACAUUCACAUCUGGCGAACAUGGUUGCUAUGCACACAGGCC